GAUCUGUCUCAUAACAACAUCAGUGAAUUGCAUGUCAGCACAUUUCAAACGCUCACUGAAUUGAAAGAAUUACAUUUAUCUCACAACGAAAUACGAGAAAUCCCAUCAUUUUUCCUGCAUAAAACGAAGAAACUAACCGAUGUGAAUUUGUCCUUCAACAAAAUAGCAACGAUUGAUUAUUUCGCUUUUUCUGGCACUACAGAUGUAAGAAAAUUAAAUUUGACACACAAUCAACUUGCAACAUUGAAUCGGAAAAUGAUCGAAACACUUUCAAAUCUAACGCACUUUGAUAUUUCAUUUAACCGAAUCACGGCACUGAAACCGGACAAUAUGAAAAUUUUGCAGCAUUUAGUGUAUUUCGAUGUGUCGGGCAAUUCACUAAAAAAAUUGGAUAACAAAACAUUUGCAGGUCUUGUGAAACUUGAGCAAUUGUUUUUGUCCCAUUGUAACUUAUCGGUGAUAGUUCCGGGCACAUUUUCGCCUUUGGUGAAUUUAAAACGAUUGGAUGUGUCGUACAAUCAGUUGAAGACAUUGGAUUCGAAUUGUUUACCAUCAAGUCUUGACCACAUGAAAAUUAUUGGCAUUGACACCAACAAAUUCAAUUGUUCAUUUUAUGAAAAAAAUUUCGAAAUGACUUGAACAUUUAGACAACAUCUCCAUUCGAAUCAAUUGCAGUUCGGAAAAUGAAGAAACAGAUCACACCGAAGCGGUCACCAUUGGAUCAAUUGAAGAGACAUCAAUUAUGAACGUGAUUUUUGAUAAUGCAACUGCGGAUGUAAUUGAAAAGAAAUCAACAACGAAAAAGCGACAAUUAAUCGAAAAUUUGACAACCGAAAAGCCACAGAGAAACGAAGAAAUCGACAAGAAACAUCCGCACUCGUUGGAAUUGACGAAUGAUAAACAAGAUCAUCAUAGUUCAGUCAACACAAGUCAUCUAGCGAACCAUUUAAUUGACAUAAAAAACUACAUGUUUGUGAUUAUGUGUGUAAUCAUUUUCGGAUUUAGUGUCAUUUUUAUCGCGAUUGCAUGGAAAAUCAUUCAAAUACGUUUAAAUAUAUCGCUUGAGCCGGGACAAGUCAUUUACAGACGAAAUGAAAUAAAUUUAC
Molecule: messenger RNA, 1106 nt
Organism: Contarinia nasturtii (swede midge)
Lineage: Eukaryota; Metazoa; Arthropoda; Insecta; Diptera; Cecidomyiidae
Product: chondroadherin-like
Exons: 1
Molecular function (GO): protein binding
Source: RefSeq, a predicted model, not a curated record